Molecule: messenger RNA, 1886 nt
Organism: Haplochromis burtoni (Burton's mouthbrooder)
Lineage: Eukaryota; Metazoa; Chordata; Actinopteri; Cichliformes; Cichlidae
Gene: ift52
Product: intraflagellar transport 52 homolog (Chlamydomonas)
Exons: 13
Coding region: 397-1701 (434 amino acids)
Biological process (GO): cilium assembly; intraciliary transport
Cellular component (GO): intraciliary transport particle B; cilium; centriole
Source: RefSeq, a predicted model, not a curated record
AGUUGCUAUGCUGUUAGCGCCCUUGGUUACCAUUAUUUCCCAUAAUGCACCGCUUCUAAGAGCGCUUUGAGGUAAUUAACAUUUAAUAAUGUAAACCUGGGCUUUAACAUAAGGGGAAAACAGAGUGCUACAGUUGACAGGUUACCAUAGCAGUCUUUAGUGAAACGAAGCGAAAACACCUCGCUAUUAGCUUCACGGCUAACCAUAAUGUUAGCGAGCUUCUUGGCUGUUUUUUGCUAACACCAUUUUAGCACACGACGGUGGAUGCAAACCCAAAACUAUGCUAAUUACAGCUGGCAGCCCUGGACUAAUGGUAAAGUCUGACUUGGGCUUUUAACGUCUUUUAGGUGUGUGGAUGAUAAGAGCACUAACUUUGGUGACUGAAGCUGGUAAAUAAUGGAGAAGGAACAGUACAACAGCGUGGUCUUCAAUGCUUCAAAAAGAGAGCUUUUUACUACGAACAAUGGCUACAAAUCCAUGCAGAAGAGACUAAAAGCUCAGUGGAAAAUCCAAAGCAUAAAAGAAGAGCUGUCCUUGGAUAAGCUGAAGAGUGUCAAGUUGUGGAUAACUGCAGGUCCAAGGGAGAGGUUCACAGGGUCAGAGAUGGAGGCGCUGAAAGUCUACCUGGAUGGAGGAGGGAAUAUCUUGGUCAUGCUCGGUGAAGGAGGAGAAAUGAAGUAUGACACAAACAUCAAUUUUCUCCUGGAGGACUUCGGAGUAAUGGUCAACAAUGAUGCUGUGGUGAGGAAUGUGUACUACAAAUACUUCCAUCCUAAGGAGGCGCUUGUGUCCAAUGGUGUACUGAACAGGGAGAUCAGCCGUGCUGCUGGAAAAGUGGUCACGGGAAUCAUUGAAGAUGAAAAUGUUGGAAACAAUGCACAGGCACUCACAUUUGUGUACCCGUACGGUGCCACACUGACCGUGAUGAAGCCGGCCGUGGCUGUUCUUUCAACGGGCUCCGUCUGCUUCCCCCUCAACAGGCCUGUCCUGGCUUUCUAUCAUGGCAAGAAUUCUGGCAAACUGGCUGUCUUGGGUUCCUGCCACAUGUUCAGUGAUCAAUACAUAGACAAAGAGGAGAACAGUAAAAUCAUGGACGUUGUGCUUCAGUGGCUCAUGACCGAUAACAUUCAGCUGAAUCAGAUUGAUGCCGAAGACCCAGAGAUUACAGAUUACACCAUGCUGCCAGACACUGGCUGUUUGUCUGAACAGCUCAGAGUGUGCUUACAAGAAGGAGACGAAAACCCACGGGACUUCACCUCUCUCUUUGAUAUGUCUUUGUUCAAUCUGUCGACUGACACCUUACCCCAAGUCAUCAGUGCUUACAAGCAGCUUAAUGUGAAAGCUGAGCCGCUGCAGCUGAUUGCACCGCAGUUUGAAACUCCUCUGCCUCAGCUUCAGCCUGCUGUCUUUCCGCCUGCCUUAAACGAUUUGCCUCCACCCAUGCUGGAUCUGUUCGAUCUAGACGAAACAUUCUCGUCGGAGAAAGUGCGUCUGGCACAGCUCACCAAUAAGUGUACAGACGAUGACCUUGAAUUCUACGUCCGGAAAUGUGGUGAAAUUCUCGGAGUGACUUCUAAGUUGGAUAAAGAGCAGAGGGAUGCCAAGCACAUCUUGGAACACAUUUUCUUCCAGGUUGUAGAGUUCAAGAAACUAAAUCAGGAACACGAUGUGGACCCGGAGGCCCGGUUCACUCCGCUGUGAUUGGAUUCAAGAAACCUGAACAUUCGAUAAGUCCCUGUUGAAAUUAGAAAGCUUAUGAGCACACAGUUACAAUGGAGGGACUGCAGUAACCACACUUUUCAGAACAUGUACAGCUACAUUUUAUAACUUUGUAUUGUCUUUCAUUGUAAGAAUAUACCAGAGCAAAUAAAGUUCUAUACCCUUUA